AUGGAUGGUACAAUGAGGAUGUGCAUUGAUUAUCGGCAAUUGAACAGGGUCACCAUUAAAAACAAGUAUCGAUUGCCUUCUAUUGAUGAUUUGUUCAAUAAGCUUCAAGGUAAGACGAAUACAUUAGCGGAUACCUUGAGUACAAAGGCAGAGAGUACGGAUAGUUUGGAAUUUAUUCUAACAGAGGAGAGACCUUUGGCUAUGGACACGGUGCAGCAAGGUGGUACCAAGAAGGUAGUUCUUGGAGAUGAUGAUGUCAUGCAACUUCAGUGUCGACUUUUUGUUCCUAAUGUUGAUGUCUUUAGCGAUUUGAUACUUCAGGAGGCUCACAGUUUGUGGUAUUAUAUUCAUCCAAGUGCUAUGAAGAUGCAUCGUGAAUUAAAGCAACAUUAUUGGUGGAGGAGGAUGAAGAAGGACAUUAUUGGGCUUGUUUCGCAGUGUUUGAAUUGCCAUCAAGUUAAGUAUGAACAUCAGACACUAUAUGGUUUGACUCAGAAGAUGAUUAUACCGGAGUAG
Nicotiana tabacum (common tobacco) is the source of this 516-nucleotide messenger RNA. The record is from RefSeq and is a predicted model, not a curated record. NCBI's taxonomy places the organism in Eukaryota, Viridiplantae, Streptophyta, Magnoliopsida, Solanales, Solanaceae.